ACAGUAGUCGCCUUCUAGAAACAUAUCUUGCCAUCUACCCGUCUCUUGCAGGGGAGGUCUUGUUGAUCCUCCACCGCGCAUAAGCACCAUCCCAGUUAGGUCCUCUCAGGCUUCCAACGGUUUGGUCAAUGGACUCAUUGGAAGAAUCAACGGCUAACCAUCUACCCCCUUCUACGGAGCCGGGACCAAACCACAGAGGGAAAAUCCCGGUCUUCCGAAUCCUUUCGAUCCCGCUUCUCUCCCCAUAUGAACCUCCUUAAUCCUUCUGGAAUCCCUAAGGAAGGCGACGGCUUCGACAGCUAGCGAGUAUCAGAGCAUGCUGCAUCGGGAGUAGCGGCCUGGAGGGGGAGACGGUGUUGAUGGCUAAGAGAAGCGGGCAGCUUGGCACGGAUGCUGGAUGGGGAGAAGCAGGCGAUGGGACGUGGGCCCAUUUGGGAGCAGCGAUCUCUUGUGAUUCGCGAGACUACUGGUUCAGAGAAGAACUAGACCCAUGGUCGGUGUCGGGUAGCAGGGACGGGCCUACGCUGAGUGGGGGGUCCGCAUUCCCCGAGGGCUCCGGCGCACUCAGCGGACCCACGGCCUCCAUCGCCAUGAGUCCACUGGUGACCUCCCGGCUGGAUGGAUCCCCAGUCCUCGCCGCAAUCCCGCCAAUCACUGGCACAGCCCGCCCCUAG
Aspergillus steynii IBT 23096 is the source of this 674-nucleotide messenger RNA. RefSeq lists its product as uncharacterized. Bases 360 to 674 code for a protein of 104 amino acids. NCBI's taxonomy places the organism in Eukaryota, Fungi, Ascomycota, Eurotiomycetes, Eurotiales, Aspergillaceae. The transcript has a single exon. The record is from RefSeq and is a predicted model, not a curated record.